This is a messenger RNA of Paramecium sonneborni, 1236 nucleotides long. Lineage: Eukaryota; Ciliophora; Oligohymenophorea; Peniculida; Parameciidae. The record is from the annotation of a GenBank genome assembly.
AUGUAUUAUUAUUUUUAAAAGUAAUUUUAAUAUUUAUAUGAUUAUCUAUUUUAAUUUAUUUUAAUUUUAGGAGUAGUGUUCAUAAUUUAUUUGAUUGUUCUUCAUUAAGUUGCUUUAAAGAAUUUUGAACAGAUAAAAAGCAAAGAAAGAUUAAUAAUUGAAUGGUUAUUAUUAAUUUAUUUUCAAAAUAUAAAUUAUAAGAUAUAAAAAGAACAAAAUCUUCAAUUCUUAAUGACUAAUCAACAAGGACCGUUCUCUACCCCUGCAUUUAUCAUAAAACUAUAUGAUAUGCUUGAUGAAUAAGUAUUCAUUUAUGAUUAUCUCUAAAAGAGCACUCCUUAAUUUUAAACAAUAAUUAAAUGGAGUGACGAUGGUGAAUACUUUAUUGUAUUGAAUCCUAAAGAAAUUGAAACCCAAAUCUUACCAUAAUAUUUCAAACACAAUCACUACUAAUCUUUUUUAAGACAAUUAAAUAUGUAUGAGUUUUAAAAGGCACGAAAUUCAGAGAAUCAUGAAAUAUUUACUCAUCCAAACUUUAAAAAAGGCAACAAGUAUUUUAUAAUUACAUUAAUAGAAAGUAAUUAUCUCAAAUAAAAAGAAACCCAAUCAAAUAAAAAGUUUUACUAAAGAAAGAAAAGAAGAAUGUAAAAGCUGAAUCAACAGAAGCUGAAUUUGAAUAAUAAAUGGAAUAAGAAUUAACAUUCUUAAAGUAAAGAUAGCUUUAAUUUGAAAAUGAUUUCAAAGCGAUAAGUGAAUAAAAUUAAAUUAUUAUGGAAUAACAUAAUUCAAUAUGGUCUUAAUUGAGCUUAUCAAGAUAAUCAUUAGAUGCUAAAAUUGAUAGAUUAAGCUAUUUGCUUAGUUUCUUUUUAAAAUAACAAGAUUCAAGUCUCAAAGAUAAUAAUUUAUAAGAAUUAUUUAAAACUAAUGUGAAGACAGAACUGGAACUUCCUUAAUCUUAAACUUCAUAAAUGGAAUCAUUAUCACCAAUCCUAAGAAUGAUGUAAUCAUAACUUAAUUAUUCAUUGAAAAAAAAUUUAUCAACAUUUAGCCCAAAUUAAUGUAUGAUAAUAAAUCUAUUAUUUUUAGUGAAUUCUCCACUACCAAUUAGAAGUCAAUAAGAAAAUUAAGAUAGCUAAUAUUCAAACUUAAGCCCACUUUAUUAAAAGUCUUUUUAAGAAUACAUGUGAAUAGACUUUUACAUAAGACAAUUAGAAAUGAUUGAUUUUCGAUAUAAAC